AUGUGCACUGGUGCAUAUAAUAAAUUUGAAAAUUUAUUUUCCUAUACUAGUUUAUCUAUCUAUCUAUCUAUCUAUCUAUCUAUCUAUCUAUCUACCUAUCUAUCUAUCUAUCUAUCUAUCAUCUCAUGUCUUAAUGUUCAUCUAUCUAUCUAUCUAUCUAUCUAUCUAUCUAUCUAUCUAUCUAUCUAUCUAUCUAUCUAUAUCAGUGUGUUAAUGUUCAUCUAUCCAUCUAUCUCAAGACAAGGAUUCAACAACACAUAUAUCUAUCUAUCUACCUAUCUAUUACAGUCUGUUAAUGUUUAUCUAUCUAUCUAUCUAUCUAUCUAUCUAUCUAUCUAUCUCUGUGUGUUAAUGUUUAUCUAUCGAUCUAUGUAUCUAUCAGAGUCUGUUAAUGUACAUCUAUUUUUUAUCUAUAGCAGUCUGUUAAUGUUCAUCUAUCUAUCUAUCUAUCUAUCUAUCUAUCUAUCUAUCUAUCUAUCACAGUCUGUUAAUGUUCAUCUAUUUGUCUAUCACAGUCAGUUAAUGUUUAUCUAUCAAUCUAUCUAUCUACAACAUCUGUUAAUGUUCAUCUAUCUAUCUACCUAUCUCAGUCUGUUUAUGUUAGUCUAUCUAUCUGUUUAUCUAUCUCAUCUGUUAAUGUUCAUCUAUCUAUCACAGUCUGUUAAUGUUCAUCUAUCUAUCUAUCACAAUCUGUUAAUGUUCAUCUAUCUAUCUAUCUAUCUAUCUAUCUAUCACAGUUUUUGGGCAACUACUAAUAAGUCAGUCAUCAUUCGGCACAGAGGGAGAACUUUUAUGUCACAGAGUAGAAGACAUCACAACAAGUCCCUUAUUUGUUAUUACUUUCUUGUUUGUCAAUUUAAUUCUUCGUCUCUCCAUCCAGGAUUUAUUCCAUCUUCCACUGUUUUUAAUUAUUCAUCAUCUUUGAUCCAAUUUUCUAUUCUUCCUUCCUUCCUAUUUUCUUUCUGUUUUUCUCCUUUGAGUCUAUUCUCUUAA
Messenger RNA from Acanthosepion pharaonis, 993 nucleotides. The record is from the annotation of a GenBank genome assembly. NCBI's taxonomy places the organism in Eukaryota, Metazoa, Mollusca, Cephalopoda, Sepiida, Sepiidae.